AUGACUUAUAACAAUUCUGUGUUAGUAGGCAAUUGGAAUGAAGAGCGACUUAAAAAUGAGUAUGAAUUUAAAUUAUUUCUUAGAAAACGUGAUAGACACGAACUACUGCUGCAAAGAUCAAGGACAUUAUUCAGUAAUUUGCUUAAAGAGAGACCUCUUGCAAUUAGUGGAACCUACGUGCUUUACGGGUUUAAUGUGCAAGUGGUGGCAACAGAUAUGCCAGUGAAAGGACAAGCUAAAGGUUCAAAGCCACGGUACGGUUUAGCGUUGUCAAGUUUGGUGAGAGAGCGACAAGUUGACUACAUGCAGAACAUUUGUGAUGGAUGCCUCAUGACUUUGUCACCGAUAACUACGCCUUGUUGCCGCAAUACUUUCGUUAUACUAAGUACCAACGGUGAAGCUUCACGAGGCGAAAAGAUAAAUUAUGGUGACGAGUUUUUGUUGAAGGCUGAGAACUAUGGGGAACCUGAGGCUGCACCACUUUACGUGCGCUUCAUCCCAGAAGGUGCCCCGGCGCCCGCUGACAGAAUGCCCCUUCAGCUAAGCAACAAUCUCGACUCUUGUUGUCGUUGGACCACAGUGCCAUUAUUACCCUGUGACAGGCUUGAAGGAUUAGGGAGUCCAAUUAAGACUAGUACGAAAUUGCUUAUCAAGAACUGUGUCGCAGAUAAGAACUUGUGUGUAAUGAAUCAAUCGUGGAUGCAAACGUUUUUUGGACCGGAAUGUGGCGUGACAUGUAGGAACUAUGUGGACAUACACAAGCGAUGCACCGCCGAGAACAUUUUCUCUCUGGUCAGUGACGUUGAGACGAAGACAAAAGAAUAG
Papilio machaon (common yellow swallowtail) is the source of this 825-nucleotide messenger RNA. Its product is annotated as cilia- and flagella-associated protein 161-like. NCBI's taxonomy places the organism in Eukaryota, Metazoa, Arthropoda, Insecta, Lepidoptera, Papilionidae. Gene Ontology annotation, biological process: cilium assembly. Gene Ontology annotation, cellular component: motile cilium. The coding region runs from base 1 to 825 and encodes 274 amino acids. The record is from RefSeq and is a predicted model, not a curated record. The transcript is spliced from 8 exons.